AUGGAAGUUUCAGCCGCAAAAAAAGCUCGAUCGCCGCUGCACAUACCAAUUGAGAUGAUUCGCUGUAUACUUUUCAAAUUGAAGAUGAAAGAUCUGAUCCGAUGUGAAUGCGUAUGCAAAGAAUGGCGAUCCACAAUAGAAGACCCCGAUUUCAAGCUCUCCUACCGCGGAGGACGGCGAGUGGUUGUGGCGGCGGCGUCCGAUAGCGGCUUAGCCUUUACAUCCAUAUCAACCGACAAUCUCCGCAUCAAAACCCUACUCCAGCGGCGGGGGAUAAGAGAGGGCGGUUGGUGGUCCGGCGUUUGGUGUUCUUGCAACGGCCUCGUGCUCUUCUCCGUGGGGAAACAUAUUCUGUUGUGGAAUCCCUCCACUCGCUGCUGCACAAAAGUGCUUGAGCUUCAACGAUUGAAGCAUUCUAUGUGGCAUCGUCAUAAUGUGGUCUCGGCCUCGGGGCUAUGUUAUGUCCCGUCCACAGGAGAUUACAAGGCGGUUCUGUUACUCCAUAAUGAUGAUGGAACUGUUCUGGUUGCAAGCCUCAAGAACAAAGAGUGGCGAAAAGUAGAGUUAUUUCCUCACCAUGGAGUGUCCGUUAGCGACUCCGGGGUUAACUUUCACAACACACUCCAUUGGAGGGUAGCUCAAUCUGCUACGGAUUGGUGGUCCUCACCGAGAUGCAAAAAGGUGGUUUAUUUCGAUGCGGAGAGCGAUGAAUUCAAAGAACUGCCCACCCCCAGUUUUCCGGCGGGGGAAAGUUGUUCAAUUCUUGGGUUGGGAAUCACAGACCACGGCGGCCAUCUCUGCAUAGCUCGCGAGAAGAGGAAGAAAACAGGAGAGGUUGAAGUGUUGGUUAUGAAGGAAUAUGGAGUGAAGAAUUCAUGGAUGACUCAGUUUGUGAUCUCUGCCUCUCAGUUCAGAUCUGGUUAUCAUCGUGACUUUAUAUUCAACACUUCCAAAUACAAUACAAAAGCGCUGAUUGGGAGCUGUUUGUAUGGUUGGUGGGGAGCAUUAGUUUAUCAUUUCAAGCUGGAGAAUUUCUUAGAAGCAGAAUCAGGACUUAGAAACCAUACCGCUAUGUGUUCCUAUGUUCAGAGUUUUGUUUCGCCACAUGAGUUUAUUUGGAGAGAUGAUGAUGAUCAGGACAAAUAUGAUAAGAUGUUGACAUUUAUUUUAGAAAGGUUUAAUAUCUGA
Molecule: messenger RNA, 1188 nt
Organism: Ipomoea nil (Japanese morning glory)
Lineage: Eukaryota; Viridiplantae; Streptophyta; Magnoliopsida; Solanales; Convolvulaceae
Product: F-box/kelch-repeat protein At3g23880-like
Exons: 1
Coding region: 1-1188 (395 amino acids)
Molecular function (GO): protein binding
Source: RefSeq, a predicted model, not a curated record